Phaedon cochleariae (mustard beetle) is the source of this 1503-nucleotide messenger RNA. NCBI's taxonomy places the organism in Eukaryota, Metazoa, Arthropoda, Insecta, Coleoptera, Chrysomelidae. The record is from the annotation of a GenBank genome assembly.
AUGAGUGACAGGGAAGAAAGGGAGGAUUACGAAAAAAGCAUACGGGAGCAAAUUGAGACGGGAGAAGUGUCUCCCAUUAGGGAGGAGGAGAUCAGGGAGAGGAAGGAGUAUGAGAGGAACUUUCUGACCUCUCUGAUUCUCUCUGAGGACGAUCUCGAGGCUUCUAGAGCUCAGGAGAGAGAGAGGGCAGUGAGGGAGAUAGUCUCCAAAAGAAAAAGGUCGGAGGAUAGCCCCAAGCAAAGCAAGAAGGCCAAAGACGAAGGAGGAACAGCGGCUCUGAGGGCUGCAGUGUUGCGGCUGGUCAGGAGAAGUAGAGCGCUAGUGGAGCUUGCCAGGGACUCAUCAGGUAUGGAUGCCGAGAUGAAAUCGGCAAUAUUCGAUAUUAGUGAGGUAUCCGAUACCAUAACGAAGGAACUGGGGGAGUACGAGCAGCGGACUGAGAAGGAGGAAAGGGAGCGGGAAAGGGAGAAGGGAGUGUCCGAGAAGGAUCUCGUUAGCUUCGAGAAACUAAAAGGACGGCUGGACCAGGAUUGGCCAGAAGAAUUUUACAGGGCCACCAAGGUUGAAGUUGGCAGCUUAGCUAAGGCUUGUGAUCGAGGGGAUACAGCAAUCCUGGUAGGAUCCCAGGGUAUGGAGGAGAAGUACCUCAAAGUGAAAUCGCCAGAUUCGGUACUGCAAAGAUGUAAGACUUUCAACACAGUAUCCUUAGUAGAAUUCAUCUCUUUAUCACUGGAGGACUUCUACAAAGAAAAAUUGUUGCGUUAUGCUAGCUCCAGGGAUAACGAAUUGUUAAUUUAUGUUACGGAAUUUUGCAAAAAAUCGGUUGAUCUUCGUGUUGUGAAAGUGUCUGAAGAUCAGUUUACAGUUACUUCAGCUGCAGAUGAGACAUUUUCGUACCAGGUCAAUGCAAAGUUGGAAGUGUGUGACUGUCCAGAAGAAGUAUAUAAUACUGGUGUGCAGAUGCACAACGAUUGUAAUAAUUUUUUAGACAAAAUAGAACUUGCUACGUUAACACUUGAAAAUACUAUCAGUAUAGUGCCAAUUUCUUCAAAGAUGGAUAAAGAAAAAGAUAACGAAAUUACUGUGGAUUUUGGCGAACCCAUGAUAUGGGAAACGGAAGAUGGCCUUAAUGAGACGACUCCUGAUGAAGAAAAUAAUUUUUCGGUUGAAGUGAACGAAACUAAAACUGAUGGAUCAGUCGAACUCAAAGAAUUCAAGGACAACUUGAAAAAGAUUAGCAUGCUUCGUGGAAUCUCAUCUUACGCCCUAUUGCCUAUUGUGACGAAAUUCAAUAGGCAGAUGAAGAAAAUGGACAGCGAAGCUUCGUUCUAUGCUCUAUGUUCCUCGUUUACUAGUCAGAAAAAGUCUCACAGAAUUAAUGUUCAACCUACCUCUAUUGCUAGAAGAACAUCUGCUUACAGAGCUGAUAAUACAGAAUCUCUGGCUGAUAAGGUGAAAGUAUAUGAACACGUCAUGAUAGUGAUAGAGUCAUUGAAAGAAUGA